Salvelinus sp. IW2-2015 is the source of this 1486-nucleotide messenger RNA. Its product is annotated as protein piccolo-like. NCBI's taxonomy places the organism in Eukaryota, Metazoa, Chordata, Actinopteri, Salmoniformes, Salmonidae. Gene Ontology annotation, biological process: presynaptic active zone assembly; protein localization to synapse. The record is from RefSeq and is a predicted model, not a curated record. Gene Ontology annotation, molecular function: structural constituent of presynaptic active zone; metal ion binding. Gene Ontology annotation, cellular component: cytoskeleton of presynaptic active zone; GABA-ergic synapse; glutamatergic synapse.
CACCACACCGCCAGCUUCCCCCAAGUUGUCUGCACCGGCCUCUCCCAAGAUGCCCCCUGCAAAGGAGACCAAACCACCUGCUGUUCAGAAAGCAGAGGAGAAGAAAGCAGAGCAACCCCAGCAGGCCAAGGUCCCCCCAUCAGUACAGGCCAACGUGGACAAACCCCCAUCAGAGCCUCGAAAGGGAGCAGCAUCUUCCCAACCAUCUCCCAAAGCAGGCCAGUCCACCUGUCCACUAUGUAAGGUGGAACUCAACAAGGGCUCCAAGGACCCUCCCAACUACAACACCUGCACCGAAUGCAAGAACACUGUCUGCAACCUCUGUGGAUUCAACCCCAGGCCACAUGAAACAGAGGUGAAGGAAUGGCUGUGUCUGAACUGCCAGAUGCAGAGAGCUCUUGGGGGAAUGGAACCCCCAGGACCGCCGAUGAUUAAAUCCCAACCCUUGCCAAGCAAAGUCUCCACACCUGCUGCAUCUCAAAAGCUGACCCCAGCACCAGCUAAACCCCAAAAGGAGGAGAUUCCAGUACCUGCGGCUGCACAAAAAGAGAUUCCUCCACCCACUGUACCUCAGGAGACAUUAAUAUCGGCAGGAACCCCAUCAACAGCUGCAGUCAAAAAGGAGGAGACCCCAGCACCAGGAUCCCCACAAAACAAACAUGCUCCACCUGCUGUGGCUGCAAAGGACAAACAGGAACCUAUAAUUGUUCAGAAACCAGUGGGCCAAACAACUCCAGUGACACCCAUACCCAGUGGUGCUGCUACACCUGCACAGCAGCCAGAAAAGCAAACUCCUCCACUGCAACAGCCUGAUGCAAAGCCCCCACCACAACUACAGCCCCAGCAAGUUCCAAAGAUAGACCCCAAAACUGAUMCCCUAAAGCAGAAACCUCAACAACAGCUUCCAAUAGGUGGGACUUCUCCUGCCAAAGCUGUAUCACAACCACAGGCCAAGCCCCCAAAGCAGUCAGGAGGCUUCUUUGGCUUUGGUGGUCCUAAGUCUCAGCCUGCUGCCUCAAAGCCUGAAGAGUCAGUGUCUGGGAAGAUGUUUGGCUUUGGAUCCUCCAUCUUCAGCUCUGCAUCCACUUUGAUCACCUCAGCUGUUCAGGAUGAGCCCCACACCACACCGCCAGCUUCCCCCAAGUUGUCUGCACCGGCCUCUCCCAAGAUGCCCCCUGCAAAGGAGACCAAACCACCUGCUGCUCAGAGAGCAGAGGAAACAAAAGCAGAGCAACCCCAGCAGGCCAAGGUCCCCCCAUCAAUACAGGCUAACGUGGACAAACCCCCAUCAGAGCCUCCAAAGGGAGCAGCAUCUUCCCAACCAUCUCCCAAAGCAGGCCAGUCCACCUGUCCACUCUGCAAGGUGGAACUCAACAAGGGCUCCAAGGACCCUCCCAACUACAACACCUGCACCGAAUGCAAGAACACUGUCUGCAACCUCUGUGGAUUUAACCCCAUGCCACAUGAAACAGAGGUAAGACUGUGA